AGCGACAGGCGCGGGGUGAACCGGAGCCGGAGCCGGUGCGGAGGCUGCCGCCGCCGCCGCUCCACGGGUGUUCGGCUAAACGUUAGCUCCUCGGCGUGCGGUAACGCUGUCUGACGCCCGUUACACAACACGGCGGCGCGUUAACAGUCUCCACAACAACCAGAGUGCCGGAAAAGGCCGAGCAACGGCGCGAGUUGACCCGAGGGAGACGCGACGAGACUGGCCGUUAGCCGCGGAGCCCGCGGCGGCGCGAGGGUCCGUUAGAGGAGCGCUGGGAGCCCGGCUGGCCGCGGGGCCGCUGGAGCUAGCUCACCUCCACUCCGUGCUCCUCGCGGGCGCCUACAACUAUUAUUCAACCCCCGCACUGACUCUUUCCCCAUCGUCCUGGAGGAGUUGCGGGUGACUGUUGAGAAACUUACUCGUGGCCUUUUCGCGCCGUGGGAGUGGGUGGUGAUUUAAGCUAGCAGCGCGGCUAAUACAACUUGGCUGCACAAGUUGCGGCGCGCACGACGCCUCGGCUGCAGUGAUUCAACCUGCGGCGCUCGAGGACACGGAGCCGCUUCGUGCGUCCACCUGCCCGUGUGGGCGCUGGGCGCUUCCCAGACUGGGUGAAUUCAGAACUGAGAGGAGAACCUGACAUAAAAACCUGGCUGGGACUGCUGAGGAGGACCUCUGUGUAGGUUCACGCGGCUGUCAGCAGGGUGGAGCUUUCUGACCCAUGGAGAAUUACUUUCAGGCCGAGGCCUUCAACCUGGACAAGGUGCUGGACGAGUUUGAGCAGAAUGAAGAUGAGACGGACACUCCCAUUCUCUCUGAUGCCAAGUGGACGCAGAUCUUGGCCCCACCGGCCCACCUGCUCUCUCUGAAUCCCGCUUUAGCCCACUCGGACCUCAGUCCACAAACUGCGCUGCCUAUCAAAACUCUCCCUGACCCUUCUUCUGGCGCCUCCCCAGGGGCCGACCCCAAGAGACAUCUAGGUCCUGAACCUACCUGGGUAGAGGAGAGGCCUGCCGACAUCCAUAGCCCGCCGCUCCCCCAGCCCAACAUCGGCAAACUGGUGGGGACAGACGACCUGUCGCCGCCCCCUUUGACGGCAUGCAGUGCCGUGGAGAAUGGCUGCCAUGCAAGCUCCCAUGAUGAGCUCAGCAAAGAUCCGAGUUCCCCUCCAGACGUUCAGCCUGGUCCCUCAUAUCAGGAGGUCAAAUGUCAAAAGGAUGCGGACGUAGCUUCAACUGUGGGAGGAGGUGAUGCCACUGUUAGUCAGUCUCACUUUACAUUUGAGGUUGGAUUAGAACAGGAGCCAGCUGCAACUAAGAAGACUCAUUCAAAUGCACAACCAACAACAGAAAAUGAAGAAGGUGUCAAAGAUGUGGCCAUUAUGGCUGUUUUCCAAGACUUUAGUCCAAAGAGACGAAGUGCAAACUCAACUGAGGAGCAGGUAGAGGUUCUCAUGAAUGGAGAGAGAGAUGUUGAGGCUGAUUGUGAUGCAGAGGAGAAUGAUGUGUCUGCCCCUGACAGGACCGGAGUAGAGAAGAUGAGAUGUGGUCCAGAGGGAGGUGCAGACCAGCUUCUCAGAAUAACAAAUCAUCCAAAUGGUUUGGAACAGGAGAGCAGCCACUCCAGACUGAAAGAGGAAGAGGAGGAGGAAGGGGAACUGUCCCCCUCUCCUCUACCCUCCAAAGAGGACUCUGUCACUGAGGAGAAAGAGAUGGAGGAGAGCAAACAGGAGAGCAUUGAUGGAGGAGCAGCGGGAUCAAGUAGCAUCCCACCAAAAGUCAACAAUCGGCUUCAGCCGGUCAGCGUUCCUUAUGGAGGGGCGCGACCAAAGCAGCCGGUUAACCUCAAGCUCCAGAUUCCACAGCCAGUGUCGGGCCAGAUCCAGAACCAGCUUGGCCCUUCUGUCAGCAAGAACAAGAACCUGGAGAACCAGUGUCGAAGACUCGCUCCAUCGGAAACGGCACUUGGUGGGACUGAUCAGCAUGCUGCUGGGGUGAAUAGAGUUGCUGCUGUGAACGCUCCCUCCCUGGUGCCUUCAGGGAGCCCAGACAAUGACCUCCAGGCAGGCCAGCAGGGCGCUCUGUGCAGGAAAGCUGCCACCUCCCUGGGAGAGGUGGCCCCUGUGUGGGUGCCUGACUCCCAGGCUCCCGUCUGUAUGAAAUGUGAUGUCAAGUUCACGUUCACCAAGAGGAGGCACCACUGCAGGGCCUGUGGCAAGGUGUUCUGUGCAGCGUGCUGCAGUCUGAAGUGCAAGCUCAUGUACAUGGACAGGAAGGAGGCCCGCGUCUGUGUCACCUGUCAUUCUGCUCUGAUGACCAGCGAGCAUCCACCUCAGUCAUGGGAGACUCCAGCCUCUGGAAGCAACCAGAGUCCCAACCCCAACAAUCCAGCGGAGUACUGCUCCACCAUCCCCCCUCUGCAGCAGGCGCAGGCCUCUGGGGUGCUCAGCUCGCCUCCUCCCACCGUCAUGGUGCCCGUGGGAGUGCUGAAACAGACUGGCAACGAGGGGUCCCUCUCACGGGAGCAGAGGAGGGUGUGGUUUGCAGAUGGCGUCCUACCUAACGGAGACGCAGCGGAGUCUCCCAAACCUUCAGCCUCCAGCCCAGCCCCCUCCCACUCGCUGGCCAUUUCCACGUAUUCUAACAAAUCCAGCACGUCUGAUGCCUCGGAGGCGGCCCAUGUACCUGUUGCCCCGGUGGGCAGCCCCGUGGGCAGCUCCCUCAGCCUGAUCCCGGAGGAUGGGCUCCCUCCCAUUCUCAUAUCCACUGGAGUCAAAGGAGGUACGGGAGGCCACAUCACAGACUAUGCUGUGGAGGAGAGGCCAUCGGAGAUUGUCCUUAUGCAGCAGCUGGAGGAAGGAGGUCCAGAUCCUUUGGUGUUUGUGCUCAAUGCUAAUCUACUCGCUAUGGUCAAGCUCGUCAACUAUGUAAACAGGAAGUGCUGGUAUUUCACAACAAAGGGAAUGCACGCGGUCGGCCAGGCAGAGGUGGUCGUUCUGCUGCAGUGUCUUCCUGAUGAGAAAACCAUCCCUAAAGACGUCUUCACCCACUUUGUGCAGCUCUACCAGGAGGCCCUCACUGGCAACGUCCUGAGCCACCUGAGCCACUCGUUCUUCACUCAGAGCUUUCUGGGCAGUAAAGAGCAUGGUGGCUUCCUCUACAUCAGUCCUUCCUUCCAGUCACUGCAGGACCUCAUGCUGCCGAACCCGCCCUACCUCUUUGGCAUCUUGAUACAGAAGUGGGAGGCGCCCUGGGCCAAGGUCUUCCCCAUUCGACUCAUGCUGCGGCUGGGUGCAGAGUACCGAUUUUAUCCUUGUCCGCUGUUCAGUGUGCGCUUCAGAAAGCCGCUCUUUGGCGAGACCGGUCACACAAUCAUGAAUCUGCUUGCAGACUUCCGUAACUACCAGUACACGCUACCAGUGGUGAAGGGUCUGGUUGUGGACAUGGAAGUAAGAAAGACGAGCAUCAAGGUCCCCAGUAAUCGCUACAACGAGCUCAUGAAGGCUAUGAACAAGUCCAACGAACACGUGCUGGCCAUGGGGGCGUGUUUCAACGACCGCGCCGACUCCCACCUGGUGUGCGUCCAAAACGACGACGGGAACUACCAGACGCAGGCCAUCAGCAUCCACCACCAGCCGCGCAAAGUUACUGGAGCCUGCUUCUUUGUGUUCAGCGGUGCUUUGAAAGCCUCGUCGGGCUUCUUGGCCAAGACCAGUAUUGUGGAAGAUGGUGUGAUGAUCCAGAUCACGGCUGAGACCAUGGACUCGCUGCGACAAGCCCUGAGGGACAUGAAGGACUUCACCAUCACGUGCGGUAAAGCAGACCAGGAGGAGAACCAGGAGCUCGUCCACAUCCAGUGGACGGAGGAUGACCACAACUUCAACAAGGGCGUGAUCAGUCCUAUCGAUGGCAAGUCCAUGGAGUCCAUCACCAGCGUCAAGAUCUUUCAUGGCUCCGAGUUCAAGGCCAACGGCAAAGUCAUCCGCUGGACAGAGGUGUUCUUCCUGCAGAGUGAAGACCAACCCAGCGGUGUGAGUGACCCGGCCGACCACAGCCGGCUGACGGAGAAUGUGGCGCGAGCGUUCUGCAUGGCGCUGUGUCCGCACCUCAAACUGCUCAAAGAAGACGGCAUGGCUAAACUGGGACUGAGGGUCACGCUGGAUUCUGACCAGGUGGGUUAUUUAGCAGGAAGUAACGGCCAGCCUCUCCUGCCUCAGUAUCUGAGUGACCUGGACAGCGCUCUGAUCCCCGUCAUCCACGGUGGAGCCUGCCAGCUGAGCGAGGGCCCCAUGGUCAUGGAGCUGAUCUUCUACAUACUGGAGAUCAUCUCCUAGGAGUCGAACACCAAAAUCUUGUUUCACCUUGUAACGUCAUCUCACAGCUCGUUCCUCAGUCCCUCCCUUUGUCACCUCUUAAACCAUUUGCACUUCAAAGGAGCCUGAAAACUGUGCCGUGCCAGGCGGGGUAGCAUUUUUCCAAUCAGCCUAUGCAUCCAGCCACCGUGUGCUCUGCUCCAGAGGUCGCCUGGGGCCUGAGGAUCAUCAGUCAUCUAUCGCCUCACCUGUCGGGUUCUUUUGAUCUCUGAGCUCCAGAGGUUUCACUGGGUUCGUCCCAAUAACCACACCGUAAUUGUGAGUAGUGCUAUUAAGUGCCUGCAGAAGGGGCGGGUCUCUGCUGAGUGUCAGUGUGAUGGAAAUUUCUAAUCUGCUCAAUCAUGCAGUGAAACCAUUCAGGAGCAGUUAAAGACACCAAGUUAUGUACAAGCAAAAACAUGCCACUUCAUGAUUGAAAUGAAUCAUGAAGUAGUCGGGUUGAAAUGGAGCAACGCCCAUCUGUGGAUCUUCUAUUGAUGAGAUAAUGAGUGAUUAUGCGCUGAUGUCUGCUGGCGGGUGGACGGACUGGGUGUCUCACUCCAGUGUGGUGUCAUGUAGCUCCUCGGUGUCCUGUUUGCACCAUCACUGUGGCCAGAGGUCCUGAAGUGCCGAACUCAAAGGCCCCUGUGUAGCACAGAUGCUUCAGAAAAGACCCCCUGAUGGGAAACUAGAAAACGAGGAGGGAGACGGCGCCUCUGUGUGGUGGUUUAGUUUUUUGCACUGCGGUGCUGUCUGCCUGCUGCAGAUGCAUGAGGGCAAAAACUAAACCACACUCAGCUUCACGUCUUAAGCUUUACUCAUCAAUCACCAGAUGCUUUUAUGUCAUGGACAGAUGCAUUUGUCGUACAUAUUUUUUGUAGGUAGAGCGCUUCUCCUCCAUUAUAACCUCGUAGCCUCCAGAGAUCUCACUGAACGACAGUAUUACCACCAACUCCUAGUUUCUACAGACAAGAGCUGAAUAGAAAGGUUCCAGUGCUUUAUUUACGAACUCAAACAAUCUGUACAUAAAGAUGACACUUUUUAAUCACACCAAUCCAAAAGAUUAGUGCUCUGUGUUCAUCCAGCAGUGGUUGGAAGGAACUGAUUUUGGUGUCUAAUCCUACAAAGAGAAUAACUGUUAAAGAUGUAAAAUAUAAAUAUAUAUAUAUAUAUAUAUAUAGUAUAUAAAUAUAAAUUCUAUAAGGACUGUGUAAAAAUUGCAGAAGCAGUGCACUGGAUUCUAAGCCAUUUACCAGAGUGAGUGCAAACGUUGGAGUUGCUGCGACCGUGUCCAGGAAAACGAAAAGAAAAUCAGUAAAGACCGGGGAUUCCUGCAAGAAGGGUCGCACCAACCUGAAGCUGAAUGUAUCUCCUCUCACGACUCCUGAAAUCAUCAAGAACUGUGUAGGAACCCUGUGCUUGUUGAAAACGUCAACACACGCUGGACCUGUAAACGGUCGACGCCGUCGCUCCCUGCAGCCCGUUCGGCUGCUGCUUCGACAUGGACCUGGAAACCAAGAAUGUAUUCCUCCCGUUUGUUUGAAUCUGCAGCGUGUUUUUGCUUUUGGCUACACUCUUCACCAAAAAGCUCUGUGUCGUCACAAUGCUCUGUACAGGGAUCGCUAUGAUCUGCGUCAUAGUUACUUCUCCAUCUUUGCUCCUCCUCGUACCGGCAGAGCAGGACCAGAGGUUUUGUUGAAGCAUUUUAUUGGAGAAAACUCUUGUCAUCAAAUGAGAAUUAGACAAUCACAUGAAAAAAGAGCUGACGCAUCGAUUAUUGCUUAGAUCUGUAGCGAUUUUGUGUUAAUUUCACCCAAUUUCAAGUAUUUCAGAAGCUACUGUAGCAAAGUUAUUCUAGUACUAGUAUGAGGUUAAAGGUCACCAGUUCUAGGUCAAUAUACUGUGAUCAUACCAGAGUCGGUGUCACUCAAUCACUGUGUCCUCACUGUGAUGCUGUUUUUAUAAAUUAGCAUGAUGACGAGGUCAUUUCUUUUCUGUCCCGUAUUCAUGUUCAUGUUUUCAUGCUUUUAUUUCUGGCCUUGUCUGAUGUGCAAUAUGAUCCAAAAAUCCAACAAAUGGUGCAAUUUGACUCAAAAGUAGCAUUUUCUUUGGUAUUCUGUUGUAAUCUGUUCAUCUGUAACACUGCAUGCAAACUGAACCGAGCUAAGCGGGAAGAAAUGUCCGCCUUCAGUUGUCAACAAGGUUCUUCUUUUGUUUUUUUUUUAUGUCUAACGUUUGAAAAAGCCAAAAACCCUGUACAUCUUUUUUUCUUUACACUACAAAUGUUUAAACUGUAGUAUAUGUAAAAUAAAACUCAAAUUUGAAACAA
Molecule: messenger RNA, 6677 nt
Organism: Betta splendens (Siamese fighting fish)
Lineage: Eukaryota; Metazoa; Chordata; Actinopteri; Anabantiformes; Osphronemidae
Gene: zfyve9a
Product: zinc finger, FYVE domain containing 9a
Exons: 19
Coding region: 719-4330 (1203 amino acids)
Biological process (GO): endosomal transport
Cellular component (GO): early endosome membrane
Molecular function (GO): metal ion binding
Source: RefSeq, a predicted model, not a curated record